This is a messenger RNA of Cephus cinctus (wheat stem sawfly), 632 nucleotides long. Its product is annotated as dynein intermediate chain 3, ciliary-like. NCBI's taxonomy places the organism in Eukaryota, Metazoa, Arthropoda, Insecta, Hymenoptera, Cephidae. Bases 219 to 581 code for a protein of 120 amino acids. The transcript has 2 exons. The record is from RefSeq and is a predicted model, not a curated record.
CUAUGUAUAUCCAAGCAAUUCGAAAACUAGUAAUGUUUCCAAAAAAUUCGAUUUUACUCGCUAAUCCUAAAUACUUACUACCGAGCUUAUCUUGAGUACACUCGGAACGAGGCAGACGUAAAAAUAGUAUUUGACAUAUGGCAGUCAUACGCACGAUCAAGGACUGCAUUACAGGCAAUAAAAUGCAGAGAAACAAACUUUAGUAGGGAAUCGUCAAAAUGGAACCUACCCACGUUUACGUAAAGGCACGUGCCGAAUUUGGAAGACAAUGUUUCUUUGACAGCUACGGUCCUGUCAUCGACGAAGAUAUACAACCCGAUCACCUCGCUUAUCAAGAUUACAUAAGACGGAAUCCAUGCCACGUGGCCAGUCAAAAACCCAAGCAGUAUGCAGUGCACGAGGUUCAAGCAUCCGCGAAUCCCUUAAAGAGCACUGGCAUGUUUCAUUUCGAAGGCGGAUGGCCGAGGGAUAUUAAUCCACAGGAUGAGGAAGCGACGGCUCGAUUUCGAAGACGAACUGAAAAGGAAGAUGAUUGGGCACCGAAACUUCGGCACUUAUUCAGAGUAAUUGAAUUUUCUUGAAACGUUGUCUAUUCGAAAAUCAGGUUGGAACGUUUUGGCGGGUUUUAUCAA